AUGCAGAUCUGUUCACUAGUUCACAAACAAACACAAUGCGUGGUUUCAGACAAACCAACAAACCAACAAACCAACAAACAGACAAGCAGACAAACACAUACACACGCAGAACCGCUCAAAGAGCGACAAAUGCAGACAUUCCGCUGUAUCGGCGAGCGUCAUCGGUACCAAAAGCCGAUAGUUCUGGUGGUGCCGCGACUUCUUCUCGUGUCCGGAACGGCAGAGGGCACGAUGUUCUGCCCGUACCUGCGAGGUGCUGUCAUGUCAGCUGCUGCCUGA
This is a messenger RNA of Protopolystoma xenopodis, 279 nucleotides long. The record is from the annotation of a GenBank genome assembly. Lineage: Eukaryota; Metazoa; Platyhelminthes; Monogenea; Polystomatidea; Polystomatidae.